AUGGCUCGACGACGACCAAAUCCAUUGCAUGACCCACUUGAAUAUGCCACGCCACAGCUUCGAACAGGACCACCGAUCACAUAUUCUACAGCCCAACGCGUCCUUCGUGGUUAUGAUUAUGUCAUUGUUGGUGCUGGUGCGGCCGGCUGCGUCCUUGCCAGUAAGCUUUCUGAAGACAAGAACAUCUCCGUCCUUUUGCUAGAGGCCGGUGGUGACAACACAAAAAUCUUGGAGGCCAAAGUUCCUCUCAUGUUUCCGAAGUUGUUCCAUACAGAACAUGACUGGGAUUACUACACGGAGGAGCAGCCUGGCUUAGCGGCACGACAGCUGUACUGGCCUCGUGGACGUGUCCUUGGGGGCUGCACUUCUCUUAACGCCAUGAUGUACCACCAUUGCUCCCCGUCUGAUUUCGAUGAGUGGGUUUCUAUUCAUGGAUGUGAGGGUUGGGGCUAUCAUGAUAUUUUGCCAUACCUGAAACGCAUGGAGAAGUUCACCCCUAACUCGUCACGCCCUGCAAUUGAUAUUCAAAAGCGAGGGUCUUUGGGAGAAUGGCACACUGGUUAUGCAUGGCUAUCCGAGAUUGUCGAUAAAGGAUUCGUACCUGCAUGUCAAGAAGCGGGUAUUCCUCCAGUCGCCGAUGUCAAUACCCCGGCCGGUUCGCUAGGCGUCACUCGGUUCCAAACAUUUAUUGAUCCUAAGGGUCAGCGCUCUUCAUUCGCCACGGCGUACCUCUCAAUAGACGUCAUGAAACGGCCUAAUCUCCAUGUUGCAUGUCAUGCCCACGCCACGCGUGUACUUUUUGACCGCAUCACUACCGACAGCCCUAGGGCAAUCGGUGUCGAGUUUCAGACCAAACAAGGCGGCGAUCGCUUUCAGGUACAUGCACGAGAAGAGGUCAUUCUUGCGGGUGGAGCUGUUAAUACCCCUCAGCUAUUGUUGCUGAGCGGUAUUGGUCCAGUCGGCGAACUCAAACGUCAUGGAAUUCCAGUCCUCGUCGAGAAUCCUGCGGUGGGAGAAAACAUGAAAGAUCACCUCUGUACGACUCCGGUAAUCUGCAAGGCGAAGGCGGGUAAAACGCUGGACUAUCUCUCAAGCAACAUCAAAGCAAUGCCAGCUCUUCUCCAGUGGCUGCUUUUUGGAAGCGGCCCUCUGACCAGCAAUGUCGGAGAGGCAGCUGCGUUUAUCAGAUCAACUGAUUACGAGAAUCUUGGGUCCACAAGCUGCCUGCCAAAAGAUAAUACAUCUGGUCGGGAUGCCCCAGAUUUAGAAAUCAUUGGAGCUCCAUUAGCUUUCGUUAAUCACGGCGAAGAGAGGCCAAUUGAUGGUAGCAGUGUCUUCAGCCUUGUCCCUAUUGGCCUUCGUCCACACAGCCGGGGUACGAUUACACUUCGCAGUAAGGACGCGUUUGACCCACCAAUCAUCGAUCCGAAAUACCUGUCUGAUGAAGGUGACAAUGACAGAAAUGUUCUUUUGACGGGUCUGCGUGUUUGUCUUAAAAUAAUGCGAAGUCCAGCUUUCCAAAAUUUCUUUGAGGCCGUUCCAGUCAAUGACGAGUUUAUCUCUUCUUGGUGGCCUUUCUCGAGUGGCAACAUCGAGUGCAUCUCAGAUGAGGAUCUCAUCCGGUUCAUGAAGGAGAAGGCUUUCACUCUUUACCACCCAGUUGGUUCGGCGCGCAUGGGCCCUACGCCAGCGUCGAGUGUAGUCGACUUGCAAUGUCGGGUACAUGGUAUUAGAGGACUCCGAAUUAUGGAUGCAAGUGUCUUCCCUGAGCAGAUCAGCGGACAUCCGACUGCGCCUAUUGGUGCGAUGGCGUUUAAGCUAAGUGACAUGAUCAAGCAAAGCCGAGGAAGAGGCGCACAGAUAUGUGCAAACCUAUGA
Molecule: messenger RNA, 1878 nt
Organism: Penicillium canariense
Lineage: Eukaryota; Fungi; Ascomycota; Eurotiomycetes; Eurotiales; Aspergillaceae
Product: GMC family oxidoreductase
Exons: 3
Coding region: 1-1878 (625 amino acids)
Molecular function (GO): flavin adenine dinucleotide binding; oxidoreductase activity, acting on CH-OH group of donors
Source: RefSeq, a predicted model, not a curated record